AUGCGUGAUUUGGCCAAGUUGUCUAUCUCUCUUGGAACCCAAUUUGGAGAAAACAUAGACAAUCCUCCUAAUCAAACAGCCACGCCAGACAAUCCUCCAAUCCAUAUAUCCCCACCUGAACCCACUCGUCCAAAUGCCUUUCCACCACCCCACUCCCAAAAUAUCCAAGUUCCAUUUUACCACUAUUACCAACAUACCGAACCAACCUUCCCAGAAAUAACCCCAAACACAAAUAUCCCAUAUACUUUUGGGAACAACAAUCCCAAUCCCAUAUACGUUGAAACUGCCCCUCUUACUCAUGACCUCCAUGAAUCAGAGUCCCAUCAGAAAGACAUCCUAAUAAAAACCCUGACUGAGAGAUUAGACAACUUGACCAACAGGGUACAACACGUGGAAGGAAACAAGAAGUUGGGAGGAUUAGGCUAUGAGGAUUUGUGCAUGCAUCCUGAUGUGGAACUGCUCGAAGAAUACAAGCUUCCAAAGUUUGAGACGUUCAAUGGCAUUGGGGAUCCCAAAGCCCACCUACGAAUGUAUUUUGACAAACUUGUAGGGGUGGGGACAGAUGAGAGGAUACUCAUGAAGUUGUUUAUGAGGAGUCUUACUGGGGAGGCCCUAUCAUGGUACAUUGAGCAAGACUCGCGGAAAUGGAUAAAUUGGGUUGAUAUGGCAACUGACUUCAUGAAUAGGUUUGGUUUCAAUAUUGAAAAUGCGCCUGAUUGGUUUUACAUUCAGAACUUGAAGAAGAAACCGAGUGAAUCCUUCAGAGAAUAUGCCAUAAGAUGGAGGUCUGAGGCGGCUAGGGCCAGACCCCCUAUGGAAGAAUCUAAAAUGAAAGACUAUUUCAUCCAUGCCCAAGAACCACAAUACUAUGACCGAAUGAUGCUGGUGGCUGAAAAGAGUUUCGCUGAAAUCAUCAAACUAGGCGAAAGAAUUGAAGAAGGCAUAAAGAAUGGGACUAUCAUCAACUUGGAGGCUUUACACGCAACCAACAAGGCUCUGCAAUCUAGUGGAAUGACAGAGAGUCAAAAGAAAACAGCACAACUUUAUGAGAGUCUGAAACAGGCUGGGUACGUCUCUCCAAUUCCUGCAUUUCCUGUGGAUGUUUGCGCAAAAUGGUACGACCCUAACAAGGUCUUCGCCUACCAUUCUGGGAUGAAGGGCCACACCACCGAAGCUUGCAGAGCCCUUAAGGAUAAGGCCGUCGAAACAGAAGAAGCCGUGUCUACCACUGCCCAAGCACCACUAAUAGUGCAAGGACUCUCCCCAUUUGAAGUAGAAGUUUCUGCACCCAGACCACCGUUCGCUGUAUAUAAGGCAUCCUCCCCAAUACAAUGUGACACACAUGCUGUACCUUGGGAUUACAACAAAAGAGAAACAAAUGUGGAAGAGACAGAUGUUGCAACAGGGGUCACCAGAUCUGGAAGAAUUUACACUUCUGAAAAUUUGGUUCAGGGAAGCUCUAGCAAAUCCAAAGCACCAGUCGUAGAGCUUGAGGAUCAAAGUAUUUGGAAAAAGGUUAAAGCUAAAGAAUACUCUGUCAUUGAGCAGCUGAGUAAAAUCCCUUCCCAAAUAUCAAUUCUGGAGUUACUGCAAUCUUCCGAAACUCAUCGAGAUGCCCUUCUGAAGAUCCUUGGUGAAGCUUAUGUCCUAUCUAACAUCACUCAUGGAGAGGUAUCCCAAAUGGUGGGGCAGGUCUUUGAGGCUUACAAAAUAUCUUUUCACAAAGAUGAGCUGCCAAUCGAAGGAACAACUCACAAUAAAGCUUUGUACAUUUCGGUUCAGUAUCAGGAUAAGGUGAUAAACAAAGCAUUAGUUGAUACAGGUUCAGGUUUAAAUAUUUGCCCUCUGAGCACACUGACGAGGCUGGGCGUGGAUAGUGCAAAAAUUCAGACAUGGAAGAUGAAUGUGAGGGCAUUUGACGGCUCUCAGAGAGGCACUAGUGGGGAGAUAACCUUGGACAUGCUCAUUGGUCCUGUCACUUUCCCCAUAGCUUUCCAAAUUUUGGACAUCCCUUCAUCGUACAACUUAUUGUUGGGUCGUCCAUGGAUUCAUAUGGCUGGAGCGGUUCCAUCUACUCUUCACCAAUGCCUGAAGUUUGAAUGGGAUUACGAAGAGGUUGUAGUCCAUGGGGAAAAGGGGCAUCCUGUAUACACGAUUGAAGGAAGAGAGAAUAUGGAUGGGGAAAUGUACCAUACAGUGGAGCUUGUUGGUAAUAUUGAGUUGCAACCUUGGUUUAGCCAAAAAAUCAUAGAUAUGAUGGCCUGGUUCGGUUUCGAGCUUGGAAAAGGUUUGGGGGCUGAAUUGCAAGGGAUAGUCGAACCUAUACAGCCUGUUCGACAUUCCACUACUUUUGGUUUGGGGUAUAAGUACACCACCGAAGAAUGGCUCGAUUGGCGACCACCUAGAGAUGGGUACUACUAUCCAUUGAAGAAACCCAUACCGCCAUUGUAUCAAUCAUUUCGAUCAGCAGGUUUCAUGGGAGGCAAUAUUGAUGAGAUCUCAGAUGACUUGAAGGGGUUAUCGCUAACCAAAGAAGAGGGGAAAGUUUGCAACGUCGUGAUCAAAGAGGAGGAGAAAGGGGGCCCUAGUGGAAGCAAGGAAGCAAAGAUCAGCAUCAGCAACUGGACCUCGACUCCAUCCAGACCUCGUCGAGCAUCUGGCAAAAUUCAUUAUAAAAAUGUCGAAUCUGAGACUGUGGCAUACAAUGAGACUGCUCAACUUAACAUUAAUGACUUAGAAGAAGUCGAAGACAAUGAGGUUCCCGAGGAGUUAAUCAAAAGGGUUGAGGAAUUUGAGGAAAAACCCAAUCCAAAUUCGGUAGAGAUAGAAGUGGUGAAUUUGGGAAAUGCAGAGGUGAUACAAGAAAACCGAGUAAGCAUCCAUAUGACAAAAGAAGACAAGAAAGAGUAUACCGAGUUUCUCAUAGAAAAUAAGGAUAUUUUCGCGUGGUCCUACGCAGACAUGACAGGGCUAAGUACUUCAAUCAUAGCGCAUCGACUGCCCGUUGAUCCAACAUGUCCUCCGGUAAAACAGAAGUUGAGAAAAUACAAGCCCGAGAUGAGUUUGGAAAUCAAAGAAGAAGUAUCAAAGCAAUUAGAUGCGGGGAUACUCCAAGUGACAGAAUAUCCAACUUGGCUUGCAAAUGUCGUUCCAGUGCCCAAGAAAGACGGCAAGGUCAGAGUUUGCGUGGAUUACCGAGAUCUCAAUAAAGCUAGCCCUAAAGAUAACUUUCCAUUAUCAAACAUACACAUACUGAUUGACAAUUGUUCUAAGCACGAAACUCAGUCAUUUGUGGAUUGCUUUGCCGGCUAUCAUCAAAUUGAGAUGCACAAAGACGACGCUGAAAAAACCGCCUUCAUCACGCCGUGGGGUGUCUAUAACUACAAGGUGAUGCCUUUUGGAUUAAAGAACGCUGGGGCUACGUACAUGAGAGCGAUGGCUACUUUGUUUCAUGACAUGAUCCAUAAGGAAAUUGAAGUUUAUGUGGAUGAUGUCAUCAUCAAAUCAAAGGAAAGCUUAAAUCAUUUGGAGGAUUUACGGAAAUUCUUUGCCAGGCUACGCAAGUACAAUCUGAAACUGAAUCCGGAAAAAUGUGUCUUUGGUGUGCCUGCUGGAAAGCUUUUAGGUUUCAUUGUCAGUCGUCGAGGUAUAAAAUUGGACCCGUCAAAGAUCAAAGCCAUUCGUGAUCUUCCCCCACCAAAGAGCAAGAAGGAGGUAAUGAGUUUCUUAGGGCGACUUAACUACAUCAGCCGUUUCAUUGCUCAGUCUACUAUCAUCUGUGAACCUAUCUUCAAGCUGUUAAAAAAGGAUGCUGCAGUGAAAUGGACAAGUGAAUGUCAACAGGCAUUUGACAAGAUCAAAGACUAUCUAUCCAAUCCUCCUGUAUUGGUGCCACCAGAGUCAGGUAGACCAUUACUUUUGUAUAUUUCAGUAUUGGAUAAUGCUUUCAGUUGCAUCUUAGGAAAACACGAUGAAACAGGGAGGAAGGAGCAAGCAAUAUAUUAUAUGAGAAAGAAGUUCACAUCGUGCGAAGCCCGAUACUCUCUAUUAGAGUGUACCUGUUGUGCUCUAACAUGGGUUGCCCAAAAGUUACGACAUUACCUCUCAUCGCAUACUACUUAUCUGAUUUCAAGGAUGGAUCCUUUGAAGUAUAUCUUUCAAAAGCCCAUACCCACAGGUAAACUGGCAAAAUGGCAGAUAUUGUUGAGCGAGUUUGACAUAGUGUAUGUCACGCAAAAAGCAGUGAAAGCACAGGCAUUAGCAGACCACAUGGCAGAGAAUCCCGUGGAUGAUGAUUACAGACCGCUGAAGACCUACUUCCCAAAUUAAGAGGUGGCUUUUGUGGGAGAGGACAUUUCUGAAGAAUAUGAUUGAUGGAGAAUGUUCUUUGAUGGAGCUAAAAAUCUGAAUGGAUGCGGCGUCGGGGCUGUUUUGAUCUCACCCACCGGGCAACAUUAUCCAGUAUCAGCAAAACUCAGAUUCCUUUGCUCAAAUAAUAUGGCCGAAUACGAAGCCUGCAUACUAGGUCUCCGACAGGCGAUCGACUUGGAUGUCCAAGAAAUGCUAAUAAUAGGGGAUUCAGACCUAUUGAUCCAUCAGGUUCGAGGUGAUUGGGCAACAAAAAAUUGAAAGUUGUUACCGUAUUUGGAGUGCGUGCACAGGCUAUGUAAAAGGUUUGUCAAAACAGAAUUUAGACAUGUACCAAGGGUCCAAAAUGAAUUUGCAGACACCUUAGCCACUCUGUCUUCUAUGAUUCGACACCCUGAUCACAAUUACAUCGAUCCUAUUCACAUUCAUAUACAUGAACAACCAACUUAUUGUUUCCAUGUUGAGGAAGAGCCUGAUGGAAAGCCCUGGUACGAUGACAUUAGAGGAUAUUUGAAGAGCGGUGAAUACACAGAUGAUGCAACAAGUGUACAAAAGCGUACAAUUCGAAGGUUAGCAACCCAAUUCUUUUUAAGUGGGGAAACCCUCUAUAGGAGAACUCUCGAUUUGGGGCUACUAAGAUGCGUCGAAGCAAGAGAGGCUCGCAGGCUGGUCGAAGAGAUACAUGCAGGCACCUGUGGCCCUCACAUGAGCGGUUUUACAUUAGCAAAGAAGAUUCUGAGAUCAGGAUAUUAUUGGCUAACUAUGGAGAAAGACUGCAUUCGCUACGUCCAGAAAUGUCAUCAAUGUCAGACUCACGCAGAUAUGAUUCGAGUACCUCCCAACGAACUCCAUGUCACUAGUUCACCUUGGCCGUUCGCAGCAUGGGGCAUGAAUGUCAUUGGUCCAAUCGACCCAACAGCAUCCAACGGGCACAUAUUCAUUCUUGUCGCAAUUGACUAUUUCACCAAGUGGGUUGAGGCCACCUCCCAUAAAUCAGUGACAAAGAAAGUUGUGGAUGACUUUGUCAAAAAUAACAUUAUUUGUAGGUUUGGAAUUCCUGAGUCAAUUAUCACCGACAACGGCACCAACCUAAACAGUGACCUGAUGAGAUCAAUGUGUGAGAAGUUCAAGAUCAGUCAUCGAAACUCUACAGCAUACAGGCCACAGAUGAAUGGGGCUGUUGAGGUAGCAAACAAAAACAUCAAAAGGAUAUUGCGCAAGAUGAUAGAUAAUCACAAACACUGGCAGGAAAAGCUACCUUUCGCAUUGCUGGGGUAUCGUACCACAAUUAGAACUUCCACAGGGGACACACCUUACUUCUUAGUAUACGACACUGAAGCUGUGAUACCCGCCGAAGUAGAGAUACCUUCCCUAAGGAUCAUCCAAGAAGCAAAGUUGAGUGAUGCUAAUUGGAUACAAGGUCGGGCAGAGAAUUUGGCACUAAUAGAUGGAAGAAGAAUUAACGCCAUUUGUCAUGGUCAGCUCUAUCAGAAUAGAAUGGCCACAGCUUUCAACAAGAAGGUUAAACCCAGGCAUUUCUCACCUGGGCAACUGGUUUUGAAGCGGAUUUUUCCAAAUCAAGACGAGGCAAAGGGUAAAUUUUCACCAAAUUGGCAAGGUCCGUACAUAGUCUCUCGAGUACUGACAGGCGGAGCCCUCAUACUUGCAGAAAUGGAUGGAGAAGUUUGGCCAAAACCUAUCAAUUCAGAUUCUGUGAAAAAGUAUUACAUCUAGAGAUUGAUUCAUGCUUUUUGUAACUUGGAACUACGUCAGACCUGAUUUCCGUUUAAGAGGGGAUACAUAGGCGCUCCUAUGGGGUUCGGUCUUAUUAUAAAUAAAACUUUCAUUUCCCCCUUUUCUAUUGAUAACUGGGGCAGAAUUUUUGAGAGGAUCUCAAAAAUUCCAGCAAGAUUUCUCCUGGCACAUCUUCAUAUUGGGGCAGAAAUUUUGAGUAAACUCAAAAUUUCACCAAAAGUUUCUUCUCAUCAAGCAGUCAGCUUACAACGAAGAUUAAAUGAUAGCUCCACUUUUGAGUCAGACGUUGUAAAGUCUCAACCUAUGCCAUAGUCAAAGAUUCGACAUCAGCUUUUAUUAAGUGAUAAUUUCAAAAUCUUUCAAAGUUUUUUUAUUUAUUUUAUUUUAUUUUAUUUUUAUUUUUAUUUUUUCUUUCCUUUCCCCCUUUUUAUGAAAAAAAAAACAGCGCUCGAAGAGGUGUGGAUGGCAAGUCAAAGGAGCACGCUGCACCAAAUCAUGGAUACAGAUCAACCUCCCCCCUUUAAACUAACUGUUUUUCUUUGAAUGUAGAAAAUACAGGUACAUAUACAAAGGCAACUGCAACAAUCAACAUCACCACAUUUGAGCCCGACAUAUGACACUCGAUCUUUCCAAUAAGGCGGACGCCCAAGCUAUUGUAUUCCCUCAAGCAACUGCUGUGCUAACAAAUUACAUUAUGCCCGAUAUUGCAUCAUUUCACACCUACGCCUGAUAUCACACUAUGCUCAAAGAACUACAUCAUUAUGUUAUGCCCAAGAAUGCCGAAAUGCAUCAUUUCAUGUGCUUGAUAUUGCAUGAGCCCGAAGAAACACAUUAUUGCAUGUGCUCGAUAUUUCAUAUGCCCGAGGAAAUACAUCAUCGCAUAUGCCCAAUAUUGACUUAUACUCGAAGAACCGCAUUAUUGCCUGCGCUCGAUAUUUUAUGUGCCCGAAGAAAUGCAUCAUUGCAUGUGCUCGAUAUUUCAUGUGCCCGAGGAAAUACAUCAUCGCAUAUGCCCAACAUUGACUUAUGCUCGAAGAAUUGCAUUAUUGCAUGCGCUUGAUAUUUUAUGUGCCUGAAGAAAUGCACCAUUACAUAUGCUCGAUACUGCAUGUGCCCAAUAUUACAUUGUGCCCGAAGAAGUGCAUCAAUGCAUUGUGCUCGAUAUUGCAUGUGCCAGAAGAAAUGCAUCAUUGCAUGUGCUCGAUAUUGCAUGUGCCCGAAGAAAUGCAUCAUCGCAUUGUGCCCGAGACUCCAUUGUGCCCGAAGUUUGCAUAAGCUCAAGAUUGCAUCGUGCUCGAAGUCUACAUGCGCCCGAAUCAAAUCAAGUCAUAAGUAUCAACAGAUGUCAAAAACAGAUACGCUCUCUUUACUCAUUAUUGAUAUCCCAAAGGUGUCAUCCUCCAAAGGCAUCAUUUUUCAUGGCCUGCGGACUUCAUGUCAUGGCCUGAGGACUUAUUUUAUGCAUAUCAUGUUCCUAAGGCGUCAUAGUCUAAAGGCAUCAUCCUCAUGUCCUGCGGACAUCAUAUCAUGGCCUAAGGGUUUAAUUUCUGUCUAUCAUGAUCCGAAGGUGUCAUAGUCUAAAGGCGUCAUCUUCA
Solanum lycopersicum (tomato) is the source of this 7718-nucleotide messenger RNA. The record is from RefSeq and is a predicted model, not a curated record. Lineage: Eukaryota; Viridiplantae; Streptophyta; Magnoliopsida; Solanales; Solanaceae.